AUGCUUACGGCUAAUCAGUCGCAUCCCGGGCUCUCCGUGCUCUCUGUAAAUUUGCACAGUAUUCUGUCGGACUGGGAUGCCGAGCAUACGAAUCCAUCAUACGACACAAAGGCCGCUCUUGUGAGCAUAUCGAAACUGUUGGAAGAAGCUGAAGAUGAGUAUAUAAUGCUGGAUCCCGACCCACUGGAUGAGCGGCGUCCAUUCAAAAGGCACCCUUCGUGCGUUUUAGGCCAUUUAAUCAAAGUCAUCAAUCGCAAUGAAGAAUUCAUCAAUAAGUUCGUUUUCUAA
Molecule: messenger RNA, 288 nt
Organism: Gongylonema pulchrum
Lineage: Eukaryota; Metazoa; Nematoda; Chromadorea; Rhabditida; Gongylonematidae
Source: the annotation of a GenBank genome assembly